CAUCUCCAAAUCACAGCCAGAGAAGUGUAGAGCACGAUAACCGGGACCGUGCCUCAAAGUUUUCCCCAUCGCCCCAAUCCAGGAUCCCUCACCGCCAAUCGAGCCCAAGAUCUGCUCGGAACGUAUCUGGCUACACCCCUCAUAUCAUUCCCACACAGCCACAACCAAUCCAACCCUCUCUCUUCACUUCCACCCGAGCAUGCAACACGUCCACAGCCCCAUCCAUCGGAACAACUAAUAUCCGCAAAUCCCUCCCCGGCUUACCGCUACCGGCCAGGGGAUCCUAAACUAGGAGUUGAAUUCGAGGGGAAAUGCUGUGAACGUCGUGUUCCUAGGACUGGCGGCCUGAUGGUGAUGGGGAAUGGGGAGAAAGAGGGCUCGAGUUGGGUAGUGUCACCACUCUGCUUUGGCGAAGCUACCAUCAUUCUGUACGGUGCACGGGUCUUGUUCAAAGUGUCAAGUUCACUGGUAUCAUGCCACAAGACCUCAACUAUCGAACAGAGAGGGAACUACUAAUCUUACUGACUUUAUCACAAAAAAGCGGGAUAUACGAAUCCCCCAAUACCUAUGAGUCACGGUGUCUACAGCGCGAAUUACCAAGCGGGCAAUCUUGCAAGCCCGGUGAAGCGACGCUGUAAAUUACCAGAGACGAUGACUGAUCAUGGGCAGAUACCGUCUACCGGCCGAGUGAACGCAUAUACCGAUAUCCAUGAGGAUACCACGGCAACAAAACGCAGUCCUCAAUGCACUCACAAAAUCUCUCACAAACCGUCCCGCCUGACCCCGUCUGAAGCGAGAAUUCAACCCUCCCCACCGCCCACAACACCGCACCACCCCAAAUCUCGAAUCACCAACUACCACCCACCUCACAUUUCCGUCAUGGCACAAACACCCCAACAGCGCAAAGCGAAUGAAAAGUUCGCCAAACGUGAAGAGGCCAAGCGCGGCAAGCCCGAGAAGUCGGUCAAGAAGCAAAAGUUCAAGUCGCCGAUUUCGCAGGGUUGGUUGAUCGUUAUCGGGUUCGCUGUUUUCGGAGGUAUCGUUUUUGAGCUUAUUCGGAUGUUCUUUUGAGGUGGGAUUGGGAUUGAGAGUUUGGAAGGGGAAGGAAGGGGGGAGGCAGCGGUUGAAAAGGAUUUUUAACUUAUCAUCCCUUUGAAUAAUUUGAAUUGAGGAGUGUGUGUGCGCGCUGUAGUCUGUAUGAUACAGCCGUUGCUGGUUUGCAUUGAGAGUUUCUAUGAGCGAUCGUUUAAAAUACCAUGAAAAACAGGGGUCUAAGUUUACUCGUAAAAUACCAUGACAUACCUUGACUGGAGGGGUAAACUUGGACCCAUGGUCUCAGAGGUCAGCACAAGGGAGGUCUUAACACCACUUUUGCUAGACAUUUUC
Tuber melanosporum (Perigord truffle) is the source of this 1386-nucleotide messenger RNA. RefSeq lists its product as uncharacterized. The transcript is spliced from 5 exons. Lineage: Eukaryota; Fungi; Ascomycota; Pezizomycetes; Pezizales; Tuberaceae. The coding region runs from base 568 to 1071 and encodes 167 amino acids. Gene Ontology annotation, cellular component: endoplasmic reticulum. The record is from RefSeq and is a predicted model, not a curated record.